AAUAAUCCUAAGAAGUCAAUACCUGCUUUUGUCGUCCGCAUCUUCAUAACCUCUAUCUAUAUAUCCAUCACCAAACCUCUCUAAUUAUUUUUAUAAAAGAACUUUCAUAAUAUUCGUCUUCUUUAAAUCGUAACCACAACACUCUCAUCUUCAUAAUCCUCAGCUCCUCACUUGUCAUUAAAUCAAAAUGAAUCAGUCCGAGCAGAAUCACUUUUCCGUGGAAAAGCCUUCACAAACUUCGUUGGGGGCGUACACAAGUACACCGCCGAUUGGUUACCCGACCAGAGAUGCGAUAGUUGGUGAUCCUCCGGCCGUCGCUGUGGAGACUAAGUCUAAGGGCGAUGGAUUUUGGAAAGGAUGUUGUGCUGCCAUAUGCUGCUGUUGUGUCCUGGACGCAUGCUUUUGAUGAUCAGACUUCGGAAUUGACGCUUUCAUGAAAAUUAUUAUUGCUGUAAUAAAAAACAAUUUGAUGCUAGUUAUGUUACGUACUCUCUGUAUGGAAUAUAUUCUGUGGAUGGUUGUUAUGUUUUAUAUUAAGUGAUUAUAUAUAUUGCAGUGAA
Messenger RNA from Camelina sativa (false flax), 560 nucleotides. Its product is annotated as protein CYSTEINE-RICH TRANSMEMBRANE MODULE 9-like. Gene Ontology annotation, cellular component: plasma membrane. The record is from RefSeq and is a predicted model, not a curated record. NCBI's taxonomy places the organism in Eukaryota, Viridiplantae, Streptophyta, Magnoliopsida, Brassicales, Brassicaceae.